CCCUCCGUGUUAGUUCCCGGUGUCCCUCUGCAAGAGGUAGGAGGGGGCAGAGGCAGGCACUCAGGAGCCUCCUCAACACUUUACCUCCCACUAGCCACCACUGCUCAACGGCCGACAUGACCAGCACUCAGUAGAUAUGAGGACAACAGCAGCAUCCUGAGCUGACAAAGAAACACUUCAUUGAAGGAACAAGAGGCUGGAAACAUCCAUGUAUCUUGUGGACAGGCCCUCCGAUCAGCAGCACUUCCUUAAGAUGCACCUCCCCAGGAUCAUGAAGAGAACCCAGUCACCCCACAGAGAGACCGUUUCCCCUGUCCUCUCAUACUACUCAGAGCCAGCCUACCUGCAGCACCGUAAGGAUGUGACUAGAGAUCUGGCCCCGCUGCCUUGUGGAACGAGAAGAGGAGCCCUGGAUGAGGAAGACCAGGAAGAGACGCUGAGCCUACGGAGCAUGCCCAGUAUGAGAAGCACCCUGAGUCACGCCUCAAAGGUGAAAAGGUCAUGGGGGUUCCCGAAGAGACACACCAUCCCCGAGCUCAGACUGCCCCCUGUUACUAAGAUUCAUCCUGACCCCAGAGCCAGUCUGGAAUUGAGGGGUACUGGCUACCUGAGAUGUUCCAGACUUCCACCCAUCAUCAAAUCUACUAGAACCCAUGAGCCUCUGCACCAGGAAAGACCCCCAGGUCCAGCUGGGUACAGGCCUGAGAAGAAGGGAGAUGUUCCCUCUGGACUACCAGAGAAGAAGACUGUUGGUCUGAAGAAGCAGGGAGAUGUUCCCUCUGGACUACCAGAGAAGAAGACUGUUGGUCUGAAGAAGCAGGGAGAUGUUCCCUCUGGACUACCAGAGAAGAAGACUGUUGGUCUGAAGAAGCAGGGAGAUGUUCCCUCUGGACUACCAGAGAAGAAGACUGUUGGUCUGAAGAAGCAGGGAGAUGUUCCCUCUGGACUACCAGAGAAGAAGACUGUUGGUCUGAAGAAGCAGGGAGAUGUUCCCUCUGGACUACCAGAGAAGAAGACUGUUGGUCUGAAGAAGCAGCGAGAUGUUCCCUCUGGACUACCAGAGAAGAAGACUGUUGGUCUGAAGAAGCAGGGAGAUGUUCCCUCUGGACUACCAGAGAAGAAGACUGUUGGUCUGAAGAAGCAGGGAGAUGUUCCCUCUGGACUACCAGAGAAGAAGACUGUUGGUCUGAAGGAGAGUUUUAAUAAUGAGGACCUCCUCAAAGUACCUGUUGUGACCAUGUCCAAGAUAAUUUCUGAUCCACCUCCAACUGAGACCCAACGCAUCACGUUCCACAGCCCCGCGCUGCAGGCCAUGUACCCGAUCACCCCUGACAACGAAACGCAAACCAGGAAGCCAGAGGAAGAUAGAAAACCCCUGUAUCCCAGAGUCCUCUCUUCUACAUCCACCUGCGCUAUAUCUAACACCAUCGGUCCUGAGAAAGUAUACAGAUUCCAGCCACACCUUCUGAGAGAUAACCCCCCUCCAUACUCCUCUGAAUGGACCGAUCCAAAGGCUUUAACCCAAGGAAGGACUGAGUGGACUGAACCAAGGGCUCCAACCCAGGGGAGGGGAGAGAUGCUGUUGAUCAGACUGAGCAUCACAUGGUCCAAGGCUGAGAACAGCAGCAACCUGAGACAGUCCCAGUCUCAGCUCCAGCAUUGCCCCAACCGUCCCCUGAAACCAGCCCUGAGAAGACUACCCAUCUCCAACACAAGGAGGCUGAGGGACUGGGGGAGACUGGGGACGACGUUGGGGUGUCUGUGGGAGGAGGAGGAGGAGGAGGAGGAGGAGGAGGGGUGUGUCCCACCCCCGGUCCCAGUCCAGCCUGGGGUACUGGAGCCCUUUACAGGGUUCAAAGAGCACCUCUGUCGCCAGCUUCUCCACGCCCCCACCCCCCUGGCUCAGCUCCUGGACAAGGCCUCAGAGGGACACCAUAUAGACACACAGGCAGACAGACCGGUAGACAGAACGGUAGACAGACAGUAUAGACAGACAGGUAGACAGACCGGUAGGUAGACAGACCGGUAGACAGACCGGUAGACAGACCGGUAGGUAGACAGUAUAGACCGGUAGACAGAACGGUAGAAAUCAGAACGGUAGACAGAACGGUAGACAGAACGGUAGACAGAACGGUAGAAAUCAGAACGGUAGAAAUCAGAACG
Molecule: messenger RNA, 2163 nt
Organism: Oncorhynchus kisutch (coho salmon)
Lineage: Eukaryota; Metazoa; Chordata; Actinopteri; Salmoniformes; Salmonidae
Exons: 7
Coding region: 209-2017 (602 amino acids)
Source: RefSeq, a predicted model, not a curated record